Molecule: messenger RNA, 1302 nt
Organism: Pseudozyma hubeiensis SY62
Lineage: Eukaryota; Fungi; Basidiomycota; Ustilaginomycetes; Ustilaginales; Ustilaginaceae
Product: protein phosphatase 2C
Exons: 1
Coding region: 1-1302 (433 amino acids)
Source: RefSeq, a predicted model, not a curated record
AUGCUGUCAACAGGAACUCCAGCAACAUUGCGCUGUGCUGGUCGCAUCGCAUCUAGCCGUCUUGGCCAUGCUCCCAGCACCAAACUCUCAAACUCAGCAUCAUUGCCACUCCGUCGACUCAGCACCGCGGUGGGGACGCCAGCGUAUCGAAGCAGACAUGUCGGUCGGAUCUCUCCGCUCUUGGCUGCUGGACCAUCCAACCCAAACACCAAGCGUCACUUUACGUCCGGACACCCACGAGCCUCUAAGCAACCGUUCCAAUUUCUCACAGCAUACGCUUUUCAAGGCAAGGCGCGCAGCUCGGAGGACUUGCCACAAGAAGGAGACGCGUCAUCUUCAGCUUCCACCAACGAACGUGACGGCACACCACCCGCAGCCACCAAACCACAGAUCGGAUUUCCCGCGAACAGCGAGAUCGGAAGAUGGAGGGAUGAGCUGCUUCGAGGCGGUGAAGCGGGUGAAGACUCGCUCAUGUGUACUUCGAUGGGCAUGGCGGGCGAUGUGGCUAUCGGCGUCGCCGAUGGCGUAGGCGGCUGGACCGAAAAUGGCAUCGACCCCUCGCUCUUCUCGCAGGCGCUCAUGUUCUACGCGUCCAGAUCAGCAUCACAGGCCUCGACGGAUCCGAGCACAGGCGGUGCACCGAAUCAGAUCCUCUCCGAAGCGUUCGAGCAUGUCCUCAAAGAGCCGCUCGUCGUAGCAGGUAGCGCAACAGCAUGCAUCCUCACCAUGAACUCUUCCGACGGCACGCUGCGCUCUGCCAAUCUCGGAGAUUCCGGCUUUGUCAUCCUCCGUCAAGGCACCGGCAAGCAGGGUGUUUUCCACGCCAGUCCACCACAACAGCUUGGUUUCAACACACCUCUCCAACUCGCCAAGCUUCCCAAAGAGUGGGCUCAGGAAGGCUCCAUCUCCAACACGCCCAAGGACGCCGCCACCUGGGAAUGCACUCUCCAGCACGGCGAUCUGAUCAUUGUUGGCACAGACGGCCUCUUUGACAACGUCGACGCCAAAAUCGAGAUUCCGCAAUUUGCCAAAUUCAUCAAGGAGAAGCACCACGCUUCGUACGCUGCUCGUCACGCAGCGGCCGGUGAGAAAGCGGCAGAGGGCAAGUUCGACAGCUUGGAAGAGGAUAGGGAGUUUGUCCAGGUGCUGGCGACCAAUCUGGUCGAGUAUGCAAAGAUCUGCCAGAGCUCGACGACGAAGCAAAGUCCAUUUGAGAGGGAAGCGGCGAGGUACGGCAUUCAUUUCCCUGGUGGAAAGGUGGACGAUGUCGCGUUGGUGUGCUGUCUGGUUAUUGAGCAUUAG